UGAACAUUUGAUUUUUGAAUGAUGUAGAAACCCAUUUUAAUUAAAUUGUGUUUACUUAUUGUUAUGUUUUAUGGUAGGUUUUAAAUCAAUAAUUAUAAAUUUUAAUGUAAUAUGGGACGUAAAUCCUGUGUCGAACGCAUAUAGCGUUGAUAUUAAAUGUGACGAUUUCUGUCAAGAAUGAUUAUGGCAGAAAGGGCCGAUCACACAAUUAACAAGAACGACAAGGCUCUCUCAGAUGAUGAUCAAUUAUCAAUCUCAGAUGUUGAGCAACAUCUUGCUUCUACAUCAGCUACUUCACUAGACACAAACAAAAAUGAUAAUGAAACUGAAAAGGCUGUGCUCAAUAUAACAGGCCCAUUUGAAAAUCAGCGACGUGAGGAAAACCCAUUUUCAUUCAAACAUUUCUUGAAACGUGAAACUCCAUCUGCUAGUAACUGCGCAAGUACAUCCUCUGCUAGCACCUAUUCUAUUGGCCCUGCAAGUCACACAGGUGCAAAACCUAAAAUUUUUACAAACACAGGAUUAGCCACUGAUGUUUUAAAAACAGAGAAAUGCAAUCACGCGGCUUAUCAAAAACGUUGUGAGCAUUGUUGCCCACAAUAUUUUAAAGCUCUUGGAAAAACAAAUUCAGUUGAAAAUAUUGCACUAUCCAAUGUUGAUAAUCAUUUGAAGAAUUUAUUCAGAUCAUAUUCUGACCGUGAUACAAAUUAUAUGCCAGUAGAAUAUUCACCACACGAUUCUGUUAAAGCUAAUCACUCAGGAGCAAGGAUUGCUUCAAGUGAGUUCUCAUCUGCAUUGCCUGACUUUGUUCAAGAUCAUAUAAUCCUUGAGCAAUGGUAUUCUGGUUUUGAUAAUCCUUUAUCUACAGAAAAUGUGGAAAGAGAGAUAAAAUCAGUAUUUUCUCCAUUUGACAAAGAUUAUAAUAAAAAGAAUUUAAAGAAACCUAAAGAUGUGACCUCAACAAUUAAUAAAGAAGAAAAUAGAGGGCCAUUAAGAGCACCUUUAGAUUUACCAAUAAAUGAUAGUCCACCGAUAAAUGCAGCUAAUCCAUUAGAUUUGCCAGCAGCUAUAUCCUUAGAUUUAACAGGAAAUGUCAAGGAUGUGAUUAUGCACCAGGAUUAUAAUGGGAUGCAAGAAGUUCCUCACAUACUUCCUGAUUUCUUGUCAGAUGGAGCAAUACACUCAGAUAGACUUGCUGAUUUGGUUCAAACAUCACCAAAAGGACAAGCAGGGGGCAUGGAAGAAAGCGAUAGUGAGGAUAUUAGUGAAACUAUUAGUAGAUUAUCAUUGGAAAAUAAUAGGUUGCGAAGAGAGUUAGAUCACUGUAGAAGACAGAUUUCAGAACAGUCCGGCCAAAUAUCUCGUUUACAAUCUGAGUUAAGUAUUAGCCAAAAAAAUGAAGGACAAUAUACAACAAAAUUAGCUACAGCUUUGGAAACAGUUGAAAAAAAUAUGGCACGGAGCAAUAAAAGGGCAAUAGAUGCUGAAAGUACAGUUGCAAAGCUUAAGAAACAGAUUUCACAAAUGACGUCAGAGAUGAUGGUUCUUCGAAAUGAAAAUACAUCACUGCGCUAUGGUCCAGCUGCAAAUGAUUCCAAUAGCAUGAUGAGAUUAUCAAAUGAGUUGCGAACUGCAGCUAGUACUGCAGAGUCAUCACUGAGGCAACUAUUAACGGGUGUUGAUAAUUUAAGGACUCUUGCUAGUUCUUUAGAAAGCUCUAACCGAAUAUUUGAACCUUCUGAUGACAAUUUUUGCGAAAAUGAAGAUGAAGAUGCCGGUCCUGCACUAUAAUGUGUAGUGAAUAAAUUUGAUCAUUCAAAUUGUCUUUGGUAUUAAAAUAAAUAAUUACUAGUUUUAUAUGCUACAUUUUAUAUACAUGUAUAAACAAUAUAAAUAUAGUAGAGCUCGGCGGUAUCCCCUGUGAGACAAGCUCAUUCUGAUUUUUUAUAGAGGGGUUCAUUUUCUUCUUUAUACAUUUUUGUAUAUGCUAUAUAAAUCAAUUCAUUAUACAUCAAUUAAUUUUUUUUAUGUAUGUAUUGAAUUGUAUAUAUGUUUUAUGUAUUAUUUUCUAUAUGUAUGUAUAUAUAGAAAUUUUCCUAUUAAUGUAUUGUUGUGAAAAUUUAUGGGAUUGAUAUCAACAGCAAAAGUUACAAAAUGCUUAAAACAGUAAUUUCCAUUUAAAAGCGGAAAUGAUCCACUGAGACUGACAACAAAUGGAAUUUAACC
Messenger RNA from Ctenocephalides felis (cat flea), 2226 nucleotides. RefSeq lists its product as uncharacterized. The record is from RefSeq and is a predicted model, not a curated record. The transcript has 6 exons. Gene Ontology annotation, biological process: positive regulation of protein localization to cilium; regulation of cytokinesis; positive regulation of cilium assembly. Bases 178 to 1791 code for a protein of 537 amino acids. NCBI's taxonomy places the organism in Eukaryota, Metazoa, Arthropoda, Insecta, Siphonaptera, Pulicidae. Gene Ontology annotation, cellular component: early endosome; centrosome; recycling endosome.